UGAUACCAUUACUUUGAGUGGCAGAGGUAGUUGUACAAAUGUGUAUAUACUUACACAAAAUAAACGUUUCGUACCUGUGAGCAACUCUGCAAAGAAUUUGUUUUGAUAUAUAUCACGUGUGUAAAAAUAGUAUGUAUCGAUGGUUGUAGCAACGGGAAACAGUGUCGCAGUGCAGUGUGGGACAGUGGCGGAGUUAGGCAAGCGCAACUGACCAAGAAAAUGGAUGUGUUUCUGAUGAUUCGGCGUCACAAGACAACCAUCUUCACUGACGCCAAGGAGUCUACCACUGUUUAUGAGCUGAAGCGCAUUGUAGAGGGGAUCCUCAAAAGAGCACCAGAGGAGCAGAGACUCUUCAAGGAUGACCAGUUGCUUGAGGACAGUAAGACUCUUGGAGAUUGUGGGUUCACUAAUCAAACAGCAAGACCCCAGGCCCCAGCUACUGUUGGGCUAGCUUUCCGCAUCAAUGAUGAGGUAUUUGAGCAGCUGCGGGUGGAGCCAUUCUCUAGCCCCCCAGAGCUCCCUGAUGUAAUGAAGCCCCAGGACUCUGGCAGCACUGCUAACGAGCAGGCUGUGCAGUGAAGGGCAGAGGGAGGGAGGGAGAGGGGUGGGGGGGAGAGGGAAGUGUGAAAUAACGGUGAAGGAAGGAUAGAGCAUGGGAAGAGAUGGGAAAGGCAUACUUGGAGAAUAUGAUAGGGGACUGGUGGAAAUUGUGGAAAAGGCAGAGGGGAGUGAUUAGCUUCAUCAUCUUUCACUUAGCUGGUCUGUCACUCCCUAUGACUCCAGAAUACUAAGCAAACACACAUUCUAGUAAUACCUUUCUUUAAUUAACAAUAGCAUACAAACACAUUCAAUUUAUACACAUUGUCACUAUGACUGACUGACCAACUGUCAGUCAUACAAGAGUGACAGAGAUAAAGUAGGAAGAAGUAGGGUAUUGAUACAAAUGUAACAUCUUAUUUAAAUGUAUUCCUGUCUAAUUUUGGAGGAGGGUGACAAAGUAGAUGGUGUGUUUGUGUGAAUGUUUGGUAUUUUGGGAAGGAUUGCAGUUAUGUUACUGUGCUACAGUAAUUAUGAUUAUUAUUAUUAUUAGUAAAGAUUGCAAUUAUUUUAUGUAAGAAUGUGUGAGUGUGGGGGAUUUUUGUUGUGUGUGUUUGCCUAACUAGACAUAAUGUGCAUGAAAUGAAUAGAAAUACCCACAGACACAAAAUGGAUCCUGGAUGUAGAUUCACACACAGGCUGUUGCAAAUUUUUUUGCACAAGAAGAUAACCAUUUUAAUGUAAAUCUGUGAAAUUUUCACUCUUAAUGUUUGGUUUCCUGUAUUGUUUUACACAUUAGUUCUUCACCCUGGUCUUGGGAGUUCCCAUAGGUGUACUGUUUUUUUUAUCCCAGGUUAACUGUCCUUUUCUCAUUUGGACAAUUGGCAUAAUCUUUUAUGUAAUAUGUAUAAUGUUGUAGCUCUUAAACUGUACUUGAUGAUAAGUUUAAAAUCAAUCCUGAAAUUUCCUUUUCGUUCUGUGCUAAAACCAAAGACACAGUGUCAAGAAAAUGUGUGUGAAUUCUGUGAACCUUUUUUUUUUUUAGACAGAUUAGCUGGAACUCCUGGUCCAGAGGGAGAACUGAUGAUGUACAUUACUUACUGAGUAAUUGUCAGUUCUUUGUAGCACAUUUAACACUGACUCAGGCGUGCUUUAGAAAUGUCUUUCAGGUGUCUCCUGUGUGCUUUGUCUUAUGUGACAGAAAUGCAGUUUGAUACCAUGGUAUUUCAACAAACAAUCU
Messenger RNA from Megalops cyprinoides (Indo-Pacific tarpon), 1777 nucleotides. Its product is annotated as elongin-B-like. The record is from RefSeq and is a predicted model, not a curated record. The transcript has 4 exons. Gene Ontology annotation, cellular component: elongin complex; VCB complex. NCBI's taxonomy places the organism in Eukaryota, Metazoa, Chordata, Actinopteri, Elopiformes, Megalopidae. Gene Ontology annotation, biological process: transcription elongation by RNA polymerase II. Gene Ontology annotation, molecular function: protein binding. Bases 220 to 579 code for a protein of 119 amino acids.